AUGAACGCCAUCCACCAGACCUUUGCGCCGCCCCCUCAUCUGCUCAACAACCGUCUCUCUCCCUCUCGCAACAUUCUCUCCGCCUCCACUGCCAUGGCUUCUCGGAAGCGCAAGGCCGACGACGACGCAAGCCCCGGAGACGAAGAUCGUAUGUCAGCCUCCCCCUCUGGAUCUCCCGCUGUCCCAGCACGCCCACUGCACCGACCGUCCACGAAACGGAUGCGGACGAAUGUCACCGGCCGUCCCUUGUCGCUCCCACGCCUUCUCGAAACUCUGAGUGCCGACGACAUGCGCAGCCUCUUACAAUCCGUCUGCGAUCGCCAUCCAGACAUCGGGAACGAGAUUGCCACCUCUGCACCGCGGCCCAGCGUCCAGUCCACUCUGGAGGUCUUGGGUAGAUAUGAGUCAAACUUCCAGGCUGCAUUUCCCCUUGGUCGGACCACGUCGGAUUAUGCGUACAACCGUGUGCGCCAGCAUUUCAUCGAGCUGCUCGAUGCUUUGAGAGACUUCACCCCCCAUUUCCUUCCGCCAAACGAACAGCAGUCAGCCACCUCCCUGACCUUCCUGGACGGAGCAACCGAACUGAUCCACCGUCUGCCUGAUUGGGAUAACUUCCAACACAAUAGACACAAACACGAUGCAUACGAGGAGAUAGCGAAGGCGUGGGCGGUCGUUAUACGGGAGGCAGCGAAAAAAGCCGGUGGGAUGCAACUUCUAUACGGUGGUUGGGACCAGAAACUUGCAAAACACAACGAGGUCUCGGGCGGCAAAAUGCAGCAGGCUGUGAAUGAGUUACGUGGGAGCCUUGGAUGGAUGGGCGGCGAGACAACCCCUAACCCUACUGGGGGUACUUUGGAUACCAUGUCCAUUCGUCAGCAGCUGCUGAAUGGGACUUACGGUAUGGGCUCAUCAGUGCGUGUCGGGCCCUGGUGAGACGUCGGAUUGCUUUUAUACGAAGCGAGAGCGGACGCUGUCGACGUUUCUCUCCUAAUGUGCCCCUGGACAACGACGUCGGUUUUCUCUGCAUAGCGCGCCUCUCGGCCUCCCUUUCGUUCACAGCAUCACUGGUCAUCAUUUCAUUGGCGUUGGUGGAGUUGGCGGUGUGGGUUCCAGUACCCCUCCCUUGGUGCUAACCAUGUUGGUGCCACAUGCUUCCCUUGACUUUGGCACGGCAGGGGUAUAUUCUCACUGGCGCUUUGGUAUAUCAUCUUCUCGGUACGGUCGGGUACCAUUG
Molecule: messenger RNA, 1234 nt
Organism: Westerdykella ornata
Lineage: Eukaryota; Fungi; Ascomycota; Dothideomycetes; Pleosporales; Sporormiaceae
Product: tethering factor for nuclear proteasome sts1
Exons: 2
Coding region: 1-933 (310 amino acids)
Biological process (GO): proteasome localization; nuclear protein quality control by the ubiquitin-proteasome system
Cellular component (GO): nucleus
Source: RefSeq, a predicted model, not a curated record